Theobroma umbraticum is the source of this 3203-nucleotide messenger RNA. Lineage: Eukaryota; Viridiplantae; Streptophyta; Magnoliopsida; Malvales; Malvaceae. The record is from RefSeq and is a predicted model, not a curated record.
AUGGCUAGCAGAAACGCGCCCUUUGAACUUCUUUUAAUUUUCUUCCUUUUUUCUAAAUUUUAUCAUCUUCCUAUUCUUGAGGCUGCUGGAUCUAAUUGCAGUGUAGGUUGCAUCGAGACGGAGAGGAAAGCCCUCCUUAAGUUUAAAGAAGGUCUUAAAGAUCCCGGUCUUAAAGAUCCGUUUGGUCGACUUUCUUCCUGGGUUGGCGAAGACUGCUGCAACUGGGCUGGCGUAGGAUGUGACGAUCAGACAGCCCAGGUUUUCGUGCUCGACCUUGGAGCAAGUUAUAACCGUUCAUCCAUACAAAUAAGCUUGGCAUCGCCUUAUCUGUACCGUAAGCUUGGUGGUUCGUUGAAUCCGUCUUUGCUAAACUUAACAUCUUUGGAAUACUUGGACCUGAGUUAUAAUAACUUCCUAGGAAUUUCAAUUCCAAAUUUCAUAGGUUCACUCAAAACUUUGAAGUCUCUUAACCUUUGUAGGGCAAACUUUGCCGGAAUGGUUCCUCCCCACCUUGGCAAUCUAUCAAACUUGGUUUAUCUGGAUCUCGACUCGUUUUCAUAUCCAAACCGUCUUUGGGUGUCUGAUGUAAACUGGCUCUCUGGCCUGUCUUCUAUCCAAUCCCUAGGUUUAGGGGGUGUAAACCUCAGGAAGGCAACAGCAAAUUGGCUACAAGCUGUUAAUGUGCUUCCUUCAUUGUUGCAGUUAGAUAUGUCUGGCUGUGAACUUUUUGACCUUCCUCAAUCUCUUCUAUUUGUAAAUUUCUCGUCACUUCAGGCUCUUGACCUCUCAUAUAAUAAAUUCAGCUCUUCAAUACCUCAGUGGCUCUUUAAUCUCACUAACCUCAAGCAACUUAAGCUUGCUGGUUCUAACCUUACAGGUCCCAUUCCCACAUUUUUAUCGGGAAAUAUUUGCAAAUUAAGGAUUUUAGAUAUGUCAUCUAAUUCCAUCGAAGGAGAAAUUACAGAUUGUGUAGAGGCUUUGUCUGGAUGUAGUAAUAGAAGCUUAGAGACACUAGAUUUAAGGUUAAACAAACUCCCAGGGAAUGUGCCUGACUCGUUGCAGUUCCUUAGAAAUUUGGAAGAGCUUGAUCUCUCGCACAACUCUUUAUCAGGCCCGCUUCCAAAAUCCAUAGGGAAUUUGUAACGGUUAGAAAUACUGGACUUGACUUUCAACAUGAUGAGUGGCACCAUCACUGAAAGUAUUGGAAAACUCACAAGGCUUUUGAGACUGGGUCUGUAUGGUAAUUCAGUUGUGGAAGGAGUCAUAACGGAGUUUCAUCUGCAGAACCUGACAAAUCUAUUGGAUCUAUCCUUAUCAUCCGUGAACAAAGCUUUGGCUUUCUACUUGAGACAUUGCUGGAUUCCUCCGUUUAGUCUGUCUAACAUUGCAAUUAGUGAUUGCCAAUUGGGACCUGCUUUUCCAGCAUGGCUCCGAACUCAGAACAGAAUUUUUCAAAUAACACUCUCAACUGUUGGCAUUUCAGACACCAUACCUGAUUGGCUCUGGAGAUUAUCGCCACAGAUCAUCUGGAUGGAUCUUUCCCAAAACCAAUUAAGAGGCAAGCUUCCCGAUUCAAUAAUGUUUCCCUUCCACGUAGGAGCAUGGAUAAAUUUGGGAUUCAAUAACCUGGAGGGUUCAAUCCCACUUUGGCGUAAUGUGACAAAUCUCUCUUUGAGAAAUAAUUUAUUUUCGGGAGAAAUUCCUUCAAACAUAGGCCUUGAAAUGUCUGCGUUGGAAAAUCUAGAUCUUUCUGGGAACCAUUUAAAUGGUAGCAUUCCACCAUCAAUAAACAAUAUGAGGAAUUUGGGAUUUCUUGAUCUAUCAAGUAACUAUUUAUCUGGACCGAUUCUGAGGCAGUGGCAGGGUUUGCAAGAUCUGAGGACAGUAGAUCUCUCAAAAAAUAAUCUAUCAGGUAGCGUCCCGAACUCCUUGUGCUCACUUCCUUUACAUUGGUUGAAAUUGAGCGGUAAUAAUCUUUCUGGGGAAGUUGCUACAUUCUUGGGCAACUGCAAAGUCUUGUUUGCUCUUGAUCUUGGAGAGAAUGGAUUCUCCGGAACCUUACCCAAGUCAAUCGUAGCGUACCCGACUUCUGUGUAUCUUUUGAACCUGCGAGCCAACAAGUUAACGGGAACUAUUCCUGAGCACAUAUGUAAUCUCUCCAAUCUCCACAUCUUGGACCUGGGACAUAAUAAUUUGUCAGGGUCAAUUCCUAAUUGUCUGGGCAGUUUGGUGGGUUUGAAAUAUCUGCGCAGAUAUUUGGCCGGACUCACACCAACAAUACUAGAAACAUCAUUGUUUCAGCACACCGAGUUGGUCAUCAAGGGGAGGAUAAGUGAAUUUACCAAGAUAAUUGCACUUGUCAACACCAUUGACCUGUCUGGCAACAAUUUAGUUGGAGAGAUUCCCGAGGAGAUUACAAAUUUAUCAACCUUGGGAUCCUUGAAUCUAUCUUGGAACCAAUUAAUAGGCAACGUACCAGAAAAUAUUGGGAAGUUGCGAUUGUUGGAAGUCCUUGACCUCUCACAUAACCGUUUUUCAGGCCCAAUUCCUCCGAGUGUAUCUUCAAUGACUCUCUUGAACUAUUUGAACUUGUCUUACAACAACCUGUCCGGCCAAAUUCCAUCAUCUAACCAACUGCAAACCAUGGCUGAUCCUUCUAUCUACCAGGGUAACCCAAGACUCUGUGGGCCUCCAUUGUCAACCAACUGCUCAAAAUCCGGUGAUGGAGACAGAUUUCCCAAAGACGAGGAUGUUGAAGAUGAAGACGGCUCCGAAAACCUAUGUACGUACAUAAGUGCAGUACUCGGAUUUGUUAUCGGAUUUUGGGCUGUUUUUGGCACUUUGGUGAUAAAGAAGUCUGUCGGGCGUGCCUAUUUCCGGUUCUUGGAUAAUAUGAAGGAUAAGCUGUUCGUGCUGAUUGCAGUGAAAGUGGCACGUUUGCAGAGGAAAAUGGAGGUGCAAAGAAAUUAAAGACAAAGGUAACCAAGUGAAUUGUCCUUGACAGAAAAGGAUGGCUUCAGAAAGAAAGUUGUUGAGCGAAGGAGGAUAAAUGGAUUAAGCAGUGUAGAGCUAUUCAUCCGUAAUCUUGGUAGUUAGCUAAGAAAAUUGUACUGCCUUAUCCAGCUCGUCCUGUAUUUAAGGAUUUUAAUGCUAUGUAUCAUGAGCUUUCUCUCUUGUUUCUAAAUAAAAGAAAGAUGUUUCCU